CUCGCAAACUUGAAGAAAUAGUAUCUAAAUCGAGCUCACGAUGAAACUGAAUGUGAAUUGUAAACUGAAACUGACACAGAAACUGAAACUGAUGCUGUGCAUUUGGUGGGUGAGCAACAAUUGUCUGGUAUUGGAGAUAUGCGCUCAUUGCCUUAGGGAAACACCGAGGGCAACGGAGGUAGCAUCGACUAGCAGUACACUCCACAUGUGGCAGCCGCGGUAUCCCACUGGCUCUGAGUCUGACACUGGCAGCUGCAAUCGACCAACAACUUUGAGGCUGGCAGCUGACAGCAAUGUGGCAACGUCCCAGCUCAAUGACAAUGCAACAACCCAGACAGCCGCAUCUCCCGUGGUGACUCUGGCCAAUUACGUCUAUCAAUGUGCCGCCAAGCGUGAGUCAUCUCCAUCUAAGCCAAGUACCAUCAGCAGCAGCAGCAGCAGCAGCAACAGCAUUGAUUUGGGCAUGUCCAUUAACGAAUUUCAACUGCAGCCAUUGCGUCACCAGCAACAGAUGACUGUACCAGCAAUUGUCUUACAAUUGGCUAAGAGUUGGGAGUUUAAGUAGACUUCAAUCAUAAUAUUUUCUUAAUAUUUAUAUUUUAUAAAUGUGGUUAAUGUUAAAGACAUAUUCAAUCGCAACCAAAUAAUCUGAUUGAUUAACUGACA
This is a messenger RNA of Drosophila innubila, 666 nucleotides long. RefSeq lists its product as uncharacterized. Lineage: Eukaryota; Metazoa; Arthropoda; Insecta; Diptera; Drosophilidae. The record is from RefSeq and is a predicted model, not a curated record. The transcript is spliced from 2 exons. Bases 41 to 565 code for a protein of 174 amino acids.